GCCCCGGCGGGCGCCGGGAGAGCCGGGGCGGGAGGGACCGGGCGUCGGGCGGGCCUUAGGCGGCGGCCGGGCGGGCGGCCUGGGCCAGCCGGUAAUCGCGUCUUUUCCCGGUGUCUCGUCUGCACAGGGAGCAGUAUGUCCGCGGAAGCCCCCGAGACAGCCUCCGCGGAGGAGCAGAAGGAAAUGGAAGAUAAAGUGACUAGUCCAGAGAAAGCUGAAGAAGCAAAACUAAAAGCAAGGUAUCCUCAUCUGGGACAAAAGCCUGGAGGUUCAGAUUUCUUAAGAAAACGAUUGCAGAAAGGGCAAAAAUAUUUUGAUUCUGGGGAUUACAACAUGGCAAAAGCAAAAAUGAAGAACAAGCAACUUCCUGCUGCAGCCCCGGAUAAAACGGAGGUCACUGGCGAUCACAUUCCCACUCCUCAGGACCUUCCUCAACGGAAACCCUCCCUUGUUGCUAGCAAGCUGGCUGGCUGAUUAAAAGAGCUGAACUGCAUGAA
This is a messenger RNA of Ochotona princeps (American pika), 497 nucleotides long. It is a transcript of the gene ARPP19, whose product is annotated as cAMP regulated phosphoprotein 19. The coding region runs from base 136 to 474 and encodes 112 amino acids. The record is from RefSeq and is a predicted model, not a curated record. NCBI's taxonomy places the organism in Eukaryota, Metazoa, Chordata, Mammalia, Lagomorpha, Ochotonidae. Gene Ontology annotation, cellular component: cytoplasm. Gene Ontology annotation, molecular function: protein phosphatase inhibitor activity. The transcript is spliced from 3 exons.